AUGCCUGCCAAACCAAUCCUCCAUCCGUUGCGGACGCCCAAGAAUAUGACGUUCCCCUCGGAACUGCAACCAGACAAUGGAGUGAGGCUAGGCGCUCCAGGAAAGCAACAAGAUGAGAGUCUCUCAACACCUAUCACACCUCCCGCUGCAUACACCGAAUUCCUCAAAUCAUUCACGCCUGUCUUCACCCCGGAUGGCAAUGGAGGUACCGUCACCCGCUUCGUCUGGGACAAGGCCAACAAGACCCCCACAUCCCAACCAGCCAGCGCAGUCAGUGGUUCAUUCAGCUUCCCCGAACCAACCAGACCAGCUACAGCAACAUUACCACCUCCAUCUCCCUAUGGAAGUGCACCGCACGGUCGUGACAUGAUGAGUCUGCGUCGCUUGCGCAUCCCGCCGCCAAUGCGGUAUUCACCUACGCUGGAGACGCCGCGCAGUGCAACGACGCCCGUCCUAUCACCCUACUCUUACUCGUACUCCCCGGCCGAUUGGAAGAUGCGCUACUGGGAUGGUCCCCGGAGUGCAACGGUGGGGAGAGUCAGCGUGCGUCAUGUUGUCACUCACACGGUGACGUAUAAGCGGACGCAACUUGAGGAUCCGCCCAAGGGGAAGCGGAGAAAGCAUAACGAGACCAAGCAGGAGGAGGAGGAAGAAGAAGAUUCCUAA
This is a messenger RNA of Aspergillus tubingensis, 666 nucleotides long. RefSeq lists its product as uncharacterized. Bases 1 to 666 code for a protein of 221 amino acids. The record is from RefSeq and is a predicted model, not a curated record. The transcript has a single exon. NCBI's taxonomy places the organism in Eukaryota, Fungi, Ascomycota, Eurotiomycetes, Eurotiales, Aspergillaceae.